This is a messenger RNA of Anopheles marshallii, 1155 nucleotides long. RefSeq names its product inactive ubiquitin carboxyl-terminal hydrolase MINDY-4B. The transcript is spliced from 5 exons. The record is from RefSeq and is a predicted model, not a curated record. Bases 1 to 1155 code for a protein of 384 amino acids. NCBI's taxonomy places the organism in Eukaryota, Metazoa, Arthropoda, Insecta, Diptera, Culicidae. Gene Ontology annotation, molecular function: cysteine-type deubiquitinase activity; K48-linked deubiquitinase activity. Gene Ontology annotation, biological process: protein K48-linked deubiquitination.
AUGGCAAAACUGAAAAUAGUCGGCGGGCGGCCUAUAACGAUGGAUGAAGCGAUCGAACUGCGCCAGACGGUAUUUGGAUCGGCAGCCAGCCCUCCACGUGGCGAAUGGACACGUACCGGAUUUACGUUCGGCCCUGCAAACCAGGAAUAUCCGUACGGACUGCGUACACCUCGAAAUGCAACGCGAGGCAUGCAGUCCGUCCUGCAGGCACACAUCAUCAAGCAGUUCAUUUUCGACAACAAGCCCCGUGAGAAAUCGGUCCCGCUCGAGGAGCUGCUCAAGCCUACCGAGGCAGAACAGGCCCUGUCCUUGUAUACCGCCAUGUCGGACAUACUGUGGAACAUUGGGGAAAAGACGAAAGCGAUCGUUGCGUUGCCGGGCGAGGCGUCCCACAUACCGCACAGCCACGUCUACUUUCAGGACAAUGUAACGGAGAAGCUGUACUUCUUCGAGUUCACCAAGCUGGACGAUCUGCAGAUUUUUAUGAAGCGGUAUUUGCCCUACUUUACUGAAAAUCCGGGCCCGGGAACAUUGCUCUAUCUGUACAGUGCUGUAUUAACGCGAGGCAUGGAGAACAUGCGUAACGAUUUGGAUGCACCGAAGGGCGCACAUCUGAUGGGACCCCACGAGGAAGGUUCACUCAACGUCAUUACGCUGCUGCUAACAGGUCGUGCAACACCGUACCUGCACAACGGUGUCGUGUACGUCGGUGACGAAGAUCAUUACGCCGUACCACAAUUCGGAAUUCUUAGCCGUGGUGCAAUCGGUCUACUGGUUUGGGAAGGAGAAAAUGAAGCGAUGCGUUCCGCAUCACGUAUGCCCGGUUCACGGCUGAAAACUCCGGCCACACCCGUAUGGGUGAGCUGCUGCUGUGGCCAUUACGGCGUACUGUUCAACUCGAACCGAGAACUGCUGCGUAACUAUCACGCCGAAAAGCGAUUCGAGCUGCAUUACUACACUUGCGCCGGUUGUUACCUUUCGAUGACCGUCGAUAACCGCGGACAGGACGAGGGUGGCGGCGACACCGGUGACCAGGACGGGGACCGGAAACGGGACGAUAUGGUGUCUACGCCGCUGGAAAGACUUAUACACACGAAAUGGAUGGACGCCAAGAUCACGUACCAUGGCGCAUUGCCCGCCUCGUUGAACUUCUAA